Messenger RNA from Penicillium manginii, 2334 nucleotides. RefSeq lists its product as uncharacterized. Gene Ontology annotation, biological process: activation of GTPase activity; signal transduction; regulation of fungal-type cell wall organization. The record is from RefSeq and is a predicted model, not a curated record. The transcript has 3 exons. The coding region runs from base 1 to 2334 and encodes 777 amino acids. Gene Ontology annotation, cellular component: cell cortex. NCBI's taxonomy places the organism in Eukaryota, Fungi, Ascomycota, Eurotiomycetes, Eurotiales, Aspergillaceae. Gene Ontology annotation, molecular function: GTPase activator activity.
AUGGUGACUGGUAAAUCGCAACCGGGCAUCGAGCCGGUGCAACUCCCACCGACCUCCCCCAACCCCGUCGCUUCCAACUCUCCACCCUCUCGACGAGACCUCGCCUCGUGGUGGAGACAGUUUAAAAGGAAUACCAGGAAAGAAGAACUGAAAGCUACGGAUGUGGAAGGUAUCUUCCGACUCAAUGGUUCCGCGAAACGUAUCAAAGACCUCCAAGAAGUAUUCGACUCCCCAGAACGUUAUGGAAAGGGCUUGGAUUGGUCCGGAUACACGGUACACGACGCCGCCAACGUCCUCCGUCGAUACUUGAAUCAGUUGCCGGAACCCAUCGUCCCACUCGAAUUUUACGAACGUUUCCGUGAGCCCUUGCGCAUUUACCAGAGGCAGGUUCAAGCAGGAGUCGAACCCGCGGAGGCCGAGAAGUUCGAUCACGCAAAAGCCGUGGAGACCUAUCAACAACUGAUCAUCGCACUCCCGCCCCUGAACAAGCAACUGCUUCUCUACAUCUUGGACCUUCUUGCUGUGUUUGCCUCCAAGUCAGACCAGAACCGAAUGACCUCCGCCAACCUUUCCGCGAUUUUCCAACCUGGCAUGCUGUCGCAUCCGCAGCAUGACAUGUCACCAGAAGAAUACAAACUGAGUCAGGACGUUUUGAUUUUCCUCAUUGAAAAUCAAGAUCACUUCCUGGUUGGUAUGAGUGGAACGGGGGCGGAUGAACAGCAGGUCAAGGAAGUCGAAGCUGGCAUUCAGCCCCGGCCCACAACGACGGGUUCAAAUAUCCGCCGAUCGGCAUCCAACGCCAGCAACAGCAACGAGAGCAACCGCAAAUUGGACACGCUGCGCCGCAAUGUAUCUGUCUCUUCCCGCAAUUCACGCACUUCCAAUACGGCUCCUAGCCCAGGCACUCCCACAUCUGGGGGCGGUGUUCACCGAAGCAAUACCCUUCCGUCCAAAAUGGGGCCAGUUUUGACAUCGGCGCGUUUCACGCGAGCAAAUGAGAACAACACCUCCACCCCAUCUGGGCUCUCUGUCUCCCACCAGAGUUCUCGCUCGGCCAGUCGAGCUCCAUCGCUGCAGGAGGAGAUGGAGCAAAAGGCCGAGCCCAAGGAGGAACCGAAACCAGAACCCACCACUGAACAACGCAAUCCUGGUCUAACUACUACCUCAUCAAAGGGAACGACACUUGUCCACACCUCAACUCACGGCCCAGUCCCCAUCGCCACGGCCGAACGCCUGAGCAUCACCAAUCCUUCUCAGUUGCAAGAAAUUUCGCAAACUCCCGCUUCGCCGCCCUUUCAGGCUGUGACGCCAACACGCGAGCGCAAACUCUCCAACAUCUUCAGUAAAUCCCCUCCUCCGGACGGAGAUCAGAGGGAGCCGCGUCAGCCUAAACGUCUACAGAAGAGGCGGAUACCCGGAAGUGCCAGCCUUAGUGCUCAGAGCUCGUCCAAUUCACUCCACGGCACCCCAUCGGACCUCAAUAUCGCGGAGAUCGCCUUGGAUACAAAACGUGAGCCGCCAUCCAUGGAUCUUGCCGCUCAUCCUUCAGAGUCCAAUCCAGCACUCGUAGAGGGCUCCAUCCAGCAUGCUACGGAGGGAACGUUGCGACCACAUCAAUCACGUACCCCAUCCAUGAACUCCCGCUCGUCAUUCACUGACGCGUCGGACCUUGAACAAAACGAUGACGGGUCUCAUUCCGAGCGUCGAGAUCACAGGCGUAGCUGGCGAUUCCACCGCUCUGCUAAGCGCAGUAGUGAGCAAGUUGGCCUUGGGCUUGCAUCUCCACCUUUGGCAGCCACCAACCCGGCUGCUGAACAUAGUACCACAUCUUUCGGCAGUGGGCAUCAACCGAGCAAUGAUCCUUCCAGCCAACCGCUUAGCUUGGAUGCUGGCAUCUCGAGUAGCGGUACAUCUGGCACUGAGCCUGAGAGGAAAAGUCUGUUUGGCAAAUUCAAGGCUAAAGUUGCGCAGGUCGUGAAGGACGAUCGUGAGCGGGCCAAGAGCCCAACCCAAGACAUUGAACCAUCGCCGAGCCAACCGCUGUCUCCUCCUGCCAGCGAUGCGGCCAGCAAGCCCUCCGUCGAAAUUCCCACUGAGCAUGCCAAGGAAGAACCUGUCCGCUCGCCGGUCUCCCCACUGCCUGGAGCGGGACUGCCUCCGCCGAUCCCAGAGGAGCCACACAGUCCAGAAGCUGCGACUGCAGUGCCAUCAUCUGAACACAAAGAACCACUUUCUUCUAAUUCCCAAUCGUUAUCGACCGAGACACCCACAGAUGGGUCCAGCGUGCCAAAGGCAGAAGGCCAGGCUGAGGUACAGAAAGAACCGACAGUUUGA